Molecule: messenger RNA, 1709 nt
Organism: Osmerus eperlanus (European smelt)
Lineage: Eukaryota; Metazoa; Chordata; Actinopteri; Osmeriformes; Osmeridae
Product: polypeptide N-acetylgalactosaminyltransferase 10-like
Exons: 9
Coding region: 190-1548 (452 amino acids)
Biological process (GO): protein O-linked glycosylation
Cellular component (GO): Golgi apparatus
Molecular function (GO): polypeptide N-acetylgalactosaminyltransferase activity
Source: RefSeq, a predicted model, not a curated record
ACAGAAGCUGUACUCGGAGCAGCUCCCCAACACCAGCAUCAUCAUCCCGUUCCACAACGAGGGCUGGUCGUCUCUGCUGAGGACCGUGCACAGUGUGCUGAACCGCUCCCCCCCCGAGCUCACGCCGAGGUCAUCCUGGUGGACGACUUCAGCGAUAAAGAGCACCUGAAGGCGUCUCUCGAAGAGUACAUGGUGCGCAUGCCCAAGGUCCGCAUCCUGAGGACCAGGAAGAGGGAGGGGCUUAUCAGGACACGCCUCCUGGGGGCGGGAGCAGCCAAGGGGGAGGUCAUCACCUUCCUGGACUCCCACUGUGAGGCCAACGUCAACUGGCUGCCCCCUCUACUGGACCGCAUCGCCCAGAACAGGAAGUCCAUCGUGUGUCCCAUGAUCGACGUCAUCGACCACGACAACUUUGGCUACGAGACGCAGGCGGGCGACGCCAUGCGGGGGGCGUUCGACUGGGAGAUGUACUACAAGCGCAUCCCCAUCCCCUCCCAGCUGCAGAACCAGGACUCCAGCGAGCCCUUCGAGUCUCCUGUGAUGGCUGGAGGGCUAUUUGCCGUGGACAGGAAGUGGUUUUGGGAGCUGGGAGGAUAUGACACGGGCCUGGAGAUCUGGGGUGGGGAGCAGUACGAGAUCUCCUUCAAGGUGUGGAUGUGUGGUGGUCGUAUGGAGGACAUCCCCUGCUCCAGGGUAGGACACAUCUACAGGAAGUACGUCCCCUACAAGGUCCCAGGAGGAGUCAGCCUGGCCAGGAACCUAAAGCGCGUGGCGGAGGUGUGGAUGGAUGAGUAUGCGGAGUACAUCUACCAGCGGCGCCCGGAGUACCGGCACCUGUCGGCGGGCGACAUGAGUGUGCAGAAGGAGCUCAGGAGCCGGCUGGGCUGCAAGAGCUUCCGCUGGUUCAUGACCCAGGUGGCCUGGGACCUGCCCAAACACUACCCCCCUGUGGAGCCUCCUGCCGCGGCCUGGGGAGAGCUGCGUAACGCGGCCAGCAGCAUGUGUCUGGAGAGUAAGCACUUUGCGUCGGGAACGCCCCUACGCCUAGAGAGCUGUCUGAAGGGGCGGGGAGAGAUGGGGUGGAGCCACGGCCAGGUGUUUACAUUCGGCUGGAGGGAAGACAUCAGGGUGGGGGACCCUAUGCACACUAAGAAGGUGUGCUUCGACGCCGUGUCCCACAACAGCCCCGUCACGCUGUACGACUGCCAUGGCAUGAGGGGCAACCAGCUGUGGCGCUACCGCAAGGACAAGACUAUCUACCACCCCAUCAGUAACAGCUGCAUAGACAGCAGCCCGUCAGAGAGGAGGGUGUUCAUGAGCCUCUGUGACCCUGCGUCGCCCAGCCAGCAGUGGCUGUUCGAGAGGACCAAUGCCACCGUGCUGCAGCAGCCACAACGCCAACUGAGGCCACCGGGGGGCAGGAGCGAGCCCAGAGACUCGCACACCGUCACUGCUGUGGGGAGGGGAGGGCGGUUGCGAAGGUUUUUUUUUGAGCUGGGGAAGGGAGGGAGGGAGGAUGGGCGGGGGGGGGGGGGGGGGGAGGGGUGAGCGUUAGCAAGCCAGUCUAGAAGGUUCUGUGAGAAGGAGAUUGAGGAGAUGCCUCAGGGAGCGGGACUGUGUUUGAGUGACAGGUGUCUGUGGAGAGGUGACUCCCCCCCCCCCACCCCCAGGACCUCCGUCUCCCCUCUCCUCCCCCCUCUCCUCUCCCC